AUGGCAUCCAAAACCCCAUUCUCAGCAACCUUUCUCCUCAUCAACCUUCUCGUCUUCACUCUACUCACCCCCUCAUAUUCAUGUGGCACCUGCGGCAACCCAAGACGGGGCACAGGCAGAGGCGGUGGAAUGGGAAAAGGAACAGGAACGGGAGGCGGGAAUGACAGUGGAUCAGGAGCAGGAUCAGCAGGAAGGUGCCCUAGAGAUGCUCUAAAACUGGGUGUGUGCGCAAAUGUGCUUGGAUUGAUUGGAGUCACCAUCGGUUCUCCUCCUACCCUACCGUGCUGCAGCUUGCUUCAAGGCCUAGCAGACCUUGAGGCAGCAGUUUGCCUUUGCACCACCAUUCGAGCAAAUGUGCUGGGGAUCAAUCUAAACGUUCCAGUUUCUCUCAGUCUCAUUCUCAACAAUUGCGGUAGAAAUACUCCUAACGGCUUCAUCUGCCCUUAG
This is a messenger RNA of Coffea eugenioides, 447 nucleotides long. RefSeq names its product putative lipid-binding protein AIR1. The transcript has a single exon. The record is from RefSeq and is a predicted model, not a curated record. NCBI's taxonomy places the organism in Eukaryota, Viridiplantae, Streptophyta, Magnoliopsida, Gentianales, Rubiaceae. Bases 1 to 447 code for a protein of 148 amino acids.